Messenger RNA from Durusdinium trenchii, 1455 nucleotides. Lineage: Eukaryota; Dinophyceae; Suessiales; Symbiodiniaceae. The record is from the annotation of a GenBank genome assembly.
AUGGCGGUACUCCGAGAUGAUUGGUCAACACAUCUGUGCACCGUUUCAUUGCUAACCGUCAUCCGUUUGCUUCCUGUCAACACUUCCAAUCCGUUACGAUCUCGCACCCCAAUUCCCAGGCGGUCAACACUGGCCGAUCGGAUCGUGACGACGGUGCCUCCCGCGACGACCGUGCCUCCCGUGGAGGAGGGUUCCGUGCGGCUGGAAGACGGCGCAGGUCCGCUACAAGGGCGACUGGAAAUCUUUCACAACGGACAGUGGGGAACUGUUUGCAAAGAUGGUUUUGGCCAAGUGGAUGCAGCUGUUGUGUGCAGACAGCUUGGAUGGUAUGGUGGAUGGGUUAGCCUUGGCUUCGAAGGUGGGCCAAUUUGGAUGAGCCAAGUGGAUUGUUCUGGAGUUGAAACAGCCUUAAUCCAAUGUCCUUUUCCAGGCUGGGGCAUCCACAGCUGCCAGCAGUCUGACAGUGUUGGCGUUAUUUGCGUUCAGGCGACAACCACGACUACCACGACUGUGAUACAGCCCGGAAACAUGGAAAUCGGGCAAGUGGUGGUCCGCGCCAGGUGGCGCCGCUUUACCUUCACCCGACCCUUGAAAAGAGUCCCUGUGGUGGUGGUGGCCCCCAGGACUAGCGGUCGAGAAGCCGUCACGAUCCGUGUGAAGGAUGUCAGGACCACCGGUUUCUCUGCGAUCAUCGCCAAGCCGACCGGGAGCAAGGUGAGAUCAGGUCAGCGCAUGAGUGUGACAUUCUGGGCCGUUACUACUGGCAUAAAGGAAUUCGGCAAUGAUGGAUUGGUGCUGCAAGCUGAGCGCACAAACAUGCGAAACCUCAAAUUUGGCAAGAAAUGCAAACCCGAUGGACUCAAGCCCAGUGACUGGGGAAGAAUUGAAUUUGGGCAAGCCUUUCAAAAUCAGCUCAAUGAGCCUCCGGCGGGGCCUCCGGCUCUCUUGACCACCAUUCAGACGAUAAGGAAUGAGAAAGGCUUGCCAUCCAACUCGAAGCCGUGGUUGACAGUUGCUGUGAAAGAGGUACGGACAGAUCAUGCCAAGGUCGCCCUCCACAUGUCUGAGACGAGUCGCUACGGAAAGGUGACGAAGCGCGAACAAGUGGGCUGGAUUGCCGUCAAGCAAGGCAUUUACCCUGAUUUCUUCUUGUCCACAGGCCCAACGACGGUCGUGGCUCUGAAGUCCGCCCGUGUGGUGAGCGGCAUGGACAACCCUGGAAAUCCGGAACUCCCGCUGGGCACCACGCUCCAAGGUGGUAUUGCUCUGGCGCUCGUGAGCCAAUCGACCCGCCGGGGCGGAAAAGGAGAUGAUGGCGGAUGGGCUCGAGUGUUGGAAGCCACCAGGCAAUAUGUGAGCGUGGCGAUUGAUGAAGAUCAGACCUGCGACAAGGAGAGGAACCACGGGAGCGAAGAGGUGAGCUUGGUGGUCUUUGGUCGCGCUGGCAGGAACUGA